CCGUAGGAGCCCGCCCGCUCCUCACUGCUGCGGCUGCGCCUCCUUGUUCCCAGCGUCACCAGUGCCGCCAUGCCCGGAGGGCUGCUUCUCGGGGACGAAGCCCCCAACUUUGAGGCCAAUACCACCAUCGGCCACAUCCGCUUCCACGAUUUCCUAGGAGAUUCAUGGGGCAUUCUCUUUUCCCACCCACGGGACUUUACCCCAGUGUGCACCACAGAACUUGGCAGAGCUGCAAAGCUGGCGCCAGAGUUUGCCAAGAGGAAUGUUAAGUUGAUUGCUCUUUCAAUAGACUCUGUUGAGGAUCAUUUUGCCUGGAGCAAGGACAUCAAUGCUUACAAUGGUGCAGCACCCACAGAAAAGCUACCAUUUCCCAUCAUUGACGAUAAGAACAGGGACCUUGCCAUCCUGUUGGGCAUGUUGGAUCCAGCAGAGAAGGAUGAAAAAGGCAUGCCCGUGACAGCCCGUGUGGUAUUCAUUUUUGGCCCUGACAAGAAACUAAAACUGUCCAUCCUCUACCCAGCCACCACGGGCAGAAACUUUGAUGAGAUUCUCAGAGUGGUUGACUCCCUCCAGCUGACAGCAUCAAAUCCAGUUGCCACUCCAGUUGACUGGAAGAAGGGAGACAGUGUGAUGGUCCUUCCCACCCUCCCUGAAGAGGAAGCCAAACAACUUUUCCCUAAAGGAGUCUUCACCAAAGAGCUCCCAUCUGGCAAGAAAUACCUCCGUUAUACGCCCCAGCCUUAAGUCUGCGGGAACUGGGGCUGCAACUGCUCUCCCAGCACUGGGGCCUGAGGAUGACAGCUGACAGCCGUGGGUUCUUGCAGUUCCGUAGAAAGAUUGUGGCGUGGUCACAGCCGAAGUCGCGUAGGUCGCUCGAUAUACUACUGGCUCAUUAAAUGGAAAUGGCACCAAAACAUUCUCGGGAUUCUUUACUCUGUGCCUUCACCAGCAUUCUGCCCCUCCAUCCAUCACAGCGCCCUGCUGACUGGCUUUCUUUGAAACGAAUUAUGUGUUGGUGACUCCUUAGGUCUCUGCAGGGUCUGUGAUCAGCAAGGUAGUGUCAGUGUGGGCUCCAAGCUAGAAUGAUAAACAUCUUUUGUAGCUUUCCAAACUGAAUCUUCUGUUACCCAUUGUGGAGAACCAUAAAGUGGGGAGAAACUUUCAAUUCUGUACUUUCAGUAAAUAAAGCAGGGGAGGUGGGGGGGGGGGGAGAGUUCUCUAUAGGAAAUCCAUGGUGACUUUCUAUCAAAGUGGGCUUCCAAGAAUGUGUGGAAGACAGCACAUGUACCUCCUGGAGUUUCCAGGUCUGCUCUCUAGUGAUCUGUGAAUGUGAACUCGCCUUAUGAAAGACAGGCGGUGACAUUGUUUGCCACUAAAUGUCCUAAAGGAGUGGGUUGCCAUUUCUAAAUUCUGCUUUGUGAGGUUCAACAAUAAAAUCCUGAUUAGAAAACU
This is a messenger RNA of Rattus rattus (black rat), 1452 nucleotides long. It is a transcript of the gene Prdx6, whose product is annotated as peroxiredoxin 6. Bases 70 to 744 code for a protein of 224 amino acids. The record is from RefSeq and is a predicted model, not a curated record. Gene Ontology annotation, biological process: cell redox homeostasis; cellular oxidant detoxification. Lineage: Eukaryota; Metazoa; Chordata; Mammalia; Rodentia; Muridae. The transcript has 5 exons. Gene Ontology annotation, cellular component: cytosol; mitochondrion. Gene Ontology annotation, molecular function: peroxiredoxin activity.